AUGCCGCUCUCCUCUCUUCUCCGCACUUCGUCCCGCCUGGGGCCGCCAGUAGUUCGAAGGUUCAGAAGAGCGGCCUCCACCGUGUCCGCCACGACGCCCAAGGCUGAAAGAUCACUGGACUCUAUUCUAAUCGCAAAUAGAGGAGAAAUUGCGCUUCGCGUUGGACGGACCGCUGCUCAACACGGAAUCCGAGUAACGACACUCUACACGGAUCCGGAUAGCAAGGCUCAGCAUGCGUUGAGCUCGCCAUUUGCCUUCAACUUGGGAUCCGUUUCCGCUUACCUCGACGGAGAUCGAAUUAUUGAGAUUGCCAAGAAGGAAGGUUGCCAAGGGAUACACCCCGGUUACGGCUUCCUUAGCGAGAAUGCAGCAUUUGCGCGGAAAUGUACGGAAGCUGGAUUGGUCUUCAUUGGACCUUUUUGGAAGGCUAUCGAAGACAUGGGUGACAAGAGUCAAUCUAAGAAGAUCAUGACCGCUGCUGGAGUGCCGUGUGUACCCGGUUAUCAUGGUGACAACCAGGAUGUCAAUUUCCUCGAAGCCGAGGCCGACAAGAUCAAGUACCCCGUGCUGAUCAAGGCAAUCAAGGGUGGCGGUGGCAAAGGAAUGCGCAUCGCUCAUACCAAAGCCGACUUUCAGGCACAGCUGCAGUCUGCCAAAUCGGAGGCUAUGAAUUCAUUCGGGGAUGAUCACGUACUGGUGGAGAAGUACAUUACGACACCCCGGCACAUUGAAGUGCAAGUCUUUGCAGACAAGCAAGGAAACGCUGUUGCUUUGGGAGAGCGAGACUGUAGUAUACAAAGAAGACACCAGAAGAUCCUUGAGGAGUCGCCUGCUCCGCACCUUCCCGAUGCAACAAGAAAAGAUAUCUGGGCAAAAGCUCGAUCUGCCGCGUUGGCUGUUGGCUACGAGGGUGCUGGUACCGUGGAGUUCAUCUUCGACAAUGAUACUGGCGAGUUCUUUUUCAUGGAGAUGAACACUAGACUCCAGGUGGAGCAUCCCGUCACCGAAAUGGUUACCGGUCAGGAUCUUGUGCACUGGCAGCUUAAGAUCGCGGAAGGCGCCCCACUUCCCUUGACCCAGGAAGAUGUGGAGGCUUUCAUGGCUACCCGCGGCCAUGCUAUCGAAGCUAGGAUUUACGCUGAGAACCCUGACCAGGGAUUCAUUCCAGACUCCGGCACUUUGCUCCAUGUCCGUACUCCCGCCGCUACUGAUGAUGUGAGGAUAGACGCCGGGUUCGUCGCAGGCGACGAUGUCUCGGCACAUUAUGAUCCCAUGAUUGCAAAAUUGAUUGUGCGGGGCAACACUCGUGAAGAGGCGAUCCGCAAACUUGCGAAUGCGUUGGAGGAGUAUGAAGUGGCGGGUCCAAUCACGAACAUUGAGUUUCUGAAAACUGUCUGCAGAAGUCCUGAUUUUAUUAGCGGGAAUGUGGAGACCGGCUACAUUGAGAAACAUCGCGAGGAGCUAUUCACACGGAAGGCGAUUGAGCCGGAGGUAUUGGCCCAGGUGGCUCUGGCUUGUCUUCACCACGAUUCAAAUCCGGGAAGUGGAACGCAAGCCAGCUUUGAAGGCUCUGCCGUAGGCUUUGGCCCAGGAUACCAGGCACGACAGAUCUCGCUUGCCGAGCUAACACCAGGGACAAAGGGCGACGCCAAAUUUGACGUUAGGGUGCAACAGACGGGUGACGACACAUUCAAUGUUGAUGUUGGAGGACGUUUAUUCGAGCAAGUUGUAAGCCAUCGGGACCCGGAUUCGAAGAUUGUCACCUCAUUCUUCCCUCACACACGCCUGGACACGACGGUGAUCCGCGAUGAGGACACGAUCAUCGCUUUUCAGCGGGGAACCCAAUACCGGUUGACGAUCCCACGCGCCAAGUGGAUGGAGAAGGCGUUGGGAAUGAAGGAUGUCACGAACAGCGUUCUCGCACCGAUGCCGUGCAAGGUGCUGCGUGUGGAGGUAGAGACAGGCGAUGUGGUAGAAAAGGAUCAGCCACUGGUGGUGAUUGAGAGUAUGAAGAUGGAAACAGUCAUUCGCAGCCCACAGAGGGGCACCAUCUCCAAGGUGGUACAUAAAGCAGGAGACCAAUGUAAAAGCGGGACACCGCUGGUUGAAUUCGAAGAGGGCGGUGAGUAA
Messenger RNA from Aspergillus niger, 2130 nucleotides. RefSeq lists its product as uncharacterized. Gene Ontology annotation, cellular component: mitochondrion. NCBI's taxonomy places the organism in Eukaryota, Fungi, Ascomycota, Eurotiomycetes, Eurotiales, Aspergillaceae. Gene Ontology annotation, molecular function: ATP binding; metal ion binding; methylcrotonoyl-CoA carboxylase activity. The record is from RefSeq and is a predicted model, not a curated record. The transcript has 5 exons. Bases 1 to 2130 code for a protein of 709 amino acids.